Messenger RNA from Drosophila innubila, 826 nucleotides. It is a transcript of the gene Targ3, whose product is annotated as ADP-ribose glycohydrolase OARD1. Bases 144 to 596 code for a protein of 150 amino acids. The record is from RefSeq and is a predicted model, not a curated record. Gene Ontology annotation, biological process: peptidyl-glutamate ADP-deribosylation. Lineage: Eukaryota; Metazoa; Arthropoda; Insecta; Diptera; Drosophilidae. The transcript has 3 exons.
UACAGCACUGAAGCAAUCAGCUGUUGUGUUUCUAUGCCUAUUUUUGCCAUUCGCUUGUCUACGUUAUUGUGUGCUUUCGCGCGGCAAUAUUGGAAAUACAAUUUGAGAAACUUAUUUAUUUUAUUUAUUUAUUUUGUGUAAAAAUGACAGCUUUCAAGCUCAAAGAAGUCAACGGCGACUUAUUUUCCGCCAGCGCCGAUUAUUCUAUGUGUCAUUGUGUAGCUGCUGAUUUGCGUAUGGGCAAAGGAAUCGCCGUGAAAUUUCGUAAUAAAUUUGGUCAGAUGGCUGCUUUGCAGAAGCAGAAUGUGCAGCCAGGAGGCGUGGCCAUACUGCAGCAUCAAGAUCGUUACAUUUACUAUCUCAUUACCAAGCAGAGCAGCUGGGGGAAACCCACUUAUCAAUUGCUGCACAGUUCUUUGAGUGCCAUGCAAGAGCAUAUGGCAAAACACAAUGUUCAGAAACUGGCGCUGCCUCGCAUCGGCUGCGGUUUGGAUGGACUCAACUGGACGAAAGUAAAAGACAUGCUGUUGGAGAUAUUUCAGGCAGAUGCUACAGAGCUGGUUGUCUAUAAUUAUGUGCCAAGCACAUCUCAAUAACUAACAGGCACACAAUUGAAUAUUAAGUAUUUCUAAGUUCCUUGAGCUGCUUUUAUUGCGGUGGCACGUAGUUGUAGACCACAAUCUCCACCUGCUCCUUGCCAAAGACCUGCUCCAACAACGCGCUAACCUUAUCCCAUUCCAAGCCAUCGAUGCCACAGCCAAUACGUGGUAUGGCCAGCUUAUCAAUCUCGUUCUUCAGCUGCAGAAUAAAUAAUUGAAUAACAUAA